GUAAAUCAUCAUGGCUCCAGCUGCUAAGCCACAGGUUAGUGAAGUUUCUCUGGAGUUAAAUUUUCGAGCAGCGAUGGAGUAAUCCGGAGCUCGGGUGAUUUAAUUGAGAAGGAGUAGCUUCCCCGCUCAUUCUGUCACGGGCUUCGGGUGCUCAAUGUCAAGAAAAAUGCUGAGAACAUCAACUCCCGACUCUCCAUGGUCAUGAAGACUGGACAAUACGUCCUCGGAUACAAGCAGACUCUCAAAUCCCUUCUCAACGGAAAGGCUAAGCUUGUCAUCAUUGCCAACAACACUCCACCACUCAGAAAGUCCGAGAUUGAGUACUACGCCAUGCUCGCCAAAACUGGAGUUCACCACUACAACGGAAACAACAUUGAGCUCGGAACCGCCUGUGGACGUCUCUUCCGUGUGUGCACCCUUGCAGUCACUGAUGCCGGAGACUCCGACAUCAUCCUCAGCGUUCCAUCUGAGAGCGCAUAAGCUGUUUGUUAUUGUUACAAUAAAUUGUUGAAAACAGUUU
Caenorhabditis elegans is the source of this 520-nucleotide messenger RNA. It is a transcript of the gene rpl-30, whose product is annotated as Large ribosomal subunit protein eL30. The coding region runs from base 196 to 480 and encodes 94 amino acids. NCBI's taxonomy places the organism in Eukaryota, Metazoa, Nematoda, Chromadorea, Rhabditida, Rhabditidae. Gene Ontology annotation, cellular component: cytosolic large ribosomal subunit. The transcript has 3 exons. Gene Ontology annotation, molecular function: structural constituent of ribosome; RNA binding. The record is from RefSeq and is marked reviewed.